Molecule: messenger RNA, 2465 nt
Organism: Ficedula albicollis (Collared flycatcher)
Lineage: Eukaryota; Metazoa; Chordata; Aves; Passeriformes; Muscicapidae
Gene: STC2
Product: stanniocalcin 2
Exons: 3
Coding region: 280-1035 (251 amino acids)
Biological process (GO): intracellular calcium ion homeostasis
Cellular component (GO): extracellular region
Molecular function (GO): hormone activity
Source: RefSeq, a predicted model, not a curated record
UGUCCUUUGCUACUGAGGAAUUCAAGAGCAUGAGAUAGUUCUCAAGUGAAAUGGCUUGACGUAAGCAUAGUGGAUUUGGCAUUUGCUUGUUGGAUAUCACUUUCAUAACGUAAUACACCCAAGUUUUGGCCUAAUUCCUGCAAAAAAUGGGCACGCUGCGGGUACAAUUAACCAUUGUCACGCAUUUUUCUCCCAAACUGAUGUUGGUUGCAAAACAACUCUUGUCUCCCUUACCCAGCACCACUUCCUGUGAAGAGCUCUUCCAAUUAACUCUAACCAAUGCUUGUUGUAGCUGAAAUCCAGCACUGCCUGGUAAAUGCUGGCGAUGUGGGAUGUGGAGUGUUUGAAUGCUUUGAGAACAAUUCCUGCGAGAUCCGAGGCUUACACGAGAUCUGCAUGACAUUCCUGCACAACGCUGGAAAAUUCGAUGCCCAGGGAAAAUCCUUCAUUAAAGACGCUCUGAAGUGUAAGGCUCAUGCCUUGAGGCAUAAAUUCAGCUGCAUCAGCCGUAAGUGCCCUGCCAUUAAAGAGAUGGUGUUCCAGUUACAGCGGGAGUGCUACCUGAAGCAUGACCUCUGCUCUGCUGCCAAGGAGAACGUCCAGGUCAUUGUGGAGAUGAUUCACUUCAAAGACCUGCUGCAGCAUGAGCCUUACGUUGACCUAGUGAACAUCCUGCUCACCUGCGGCGAGGAGGUGAAGAAGGCGAUCACCAGGAGCGUCCAGGCCCAGUGCGAGCAGAACUGGGGCAGCCUCUGCUCCAUCCUGAGCUUCUGCAGCUCGGCCGCGCACGGAGACGCCGCCCCGGGCGCCGAGAGGAAGGCGGGGGAAGGCGGCAGGGCCGCCGCCGGCCGCGGGGACAUGGCGGCCCAGGCCGAGCCCGAGCACAGGGAGAGCUCGCGGGCUGCCAAGGCGGAGAGAGGUGCCAAGGGCCACUCCAACGCCCGGGCCAAAGCUGGGGGCCACGGCCCCAAAGCGGCCCACGGGAUCCUGGACCGGGCAGACGAACUGUCCGACUUCUCCGACGUCAGGAGGUGAAAAAAGGCACCAGCUCCCCCCUUCCUUCCUUCCUUCCUUCCUUCCUUCCCCCGAAACCUCCUCCCCUGAGUUCCAUCCUCCCUCUAUGGACAUUCCAAAGCAUUUCCCAUUCAGAGGUCAAGCACAGGGCAUUGCAAGGUAUCUAUGGACCUCGGCAUCAGUGUGUAUAUAGUAGCAAAGGGAGAGCAGUGGCAAUGGGUUAUCCAUCCAGCAAACGCGGCACUCGGGUGGCAAAACGUCUCCAGCUAAAUUCUUCCCCCCCUUUUUUGUUUUUUUUUUUUUUUUUUACGAUGUGGACGUCAUCUGAAAUUUAGGAUCUUGUUGGGUUGGGUUUGGGGGGUUUUUUUUGUUGGUUAUUUUUUGUUUUGGGGUUUGUUUUUUGGGUUUGGUUGGUUUUUUUUUUUUUUUUUUUUUUCCUUUGGUCUCCUUGGCAGGGGAGAAGGUUCCGAGCGGGCUCUGCCAGGCUGCAUGUGGCUGCUUGUGGCUUAGCACCUCCAAAGGUUUAGGGCACAGCCUUGCAGCAGAUGGCUGAAUUCCAGGGGGAUUUGGUUUCUGCCUGUGGCUGGGAACGCCAGAGCUCAGGGCUCUCUGUGUGAAGCUCUAAUGAAGUAGCUGCCCCGUGUCUGGCACAGGAACGUGUGGUCUGGAGCUCCACCACUUUCUCUGAAUUAACUUCUGAGCCAUUGUUCCCACCUGGUGACGCUGCCUGGUUUUAAGUGCCCCCUGUUAGUUUUUAACAACUGCAUAACUUGACACUUGCUGAUCACAGAACCAUGCCCAGUCACUUCAAAGGCAAGUACUCAGCUUCCAGACAAGGCAAUGUGACUGUUAAGACUUGCACAGGGUGGAGGGCCCCCAAAAAUAUUCUCAUGGACCUCUGAAAGCCCUGUGCAUAUUCUCUGCUUCCAUCUGCCCCCUCAGUGAUACAGGUCUUCCACCCUUACAGCCCAAGCCUAAAGGGGCAGGUGUGGGCUCAGACAGCAAAGGACCCUAUAAAUCCCCAUGUAUUUAGUUCCUAUUGGGGCUGCAUUGAAGGCCCAUCAGAAGCCUGCCUCUCCUUAGCAGCAUGGUGUGGUUUGCUGGGAUGUGGAGCCCCACUCUAACCUGCCCCCAUAGCUUGGUUUAUCCAAAUGCCAAAGACAAGGAGAGGGGAUUGAUUGGGUUUUUUAAUUCUUGUGCAGGUAAUGACGACCAAUCUCCACAGAACGAGUUAGUAAAGGUGAAGAGUGUCAAGAGCUUAUUGUCUUUAAGCAGUUUCAAGUGUGAAUGAGGUGUUUGGCCAUAUCUCUCCUACCCCCCUAUGCAAUUGUUGUUCUCAGGUUGCAGCUCUGCAAUCCUAUAUAUUCCCAGAUAUUGUACUGGAAAUGGAGGCUGCAGCACCCACAGGGACAGGAGGGUGAGCUCUCAGCUUCCUCUAGAGGAAAAAAAAA